CAACUGGGAGUUCUCACAAAUGGGAGGACACCUUUACAGGUAGUGUUGGAAUAAGUGAAGGAAAGGCAUCCACAUUUUGACAUGCUUGGAUCAUGUGUAUGUUUCUGUGGGGGAAUUCGGGAAUAUACACUCAGUGUCUCAAUGGAGUGUUUCUGUUUCAGCUCGAAAGUAACAGAAUUAAAAGAAGAUGUGUUUUCAUCAGAUUCCUUCAGUCAUCUCUCUCUCCACCCCUUCAUGGUAAAUGUACUGGAAGAAAGGCUGCAGCUGACACAGAUGACAGCUGUACAGCAGCGAGCCAUCCCCACAAUCCUGCAGGGUCAGGACGCCCUCAUCAAGUCACAGACUGGCUCAGGAAAGACCCUGGCGUUUGCCGUGCCUAUAAUACAGAAACUGCAGGCCUUGGAACCUCCUAUAACCCGGGCUGAUGGGCCGUACGCUAUUGUCGUAGUACCCACGAGAGAGCUGGCCCAGCAGUGCCUGCAGGUGUUUAUAAACCCAAACUCUCACACUGUGAGCCCUGGCAUUGACUCGAUAGUAUACCCAUUAUGGCUUGUGGUUCCACCAUAA
Molecule: messenger RNA, 567 nt
Organism: Haliotis rubra (blacklip abalone)
Lineage: Eukaryota; Metazoa; Mollusca; Gastropoda; Lepetellida; Haliotidae
Product: probable ATP-dependent RNA helicase DDX31
Exons: 4
Coding region: 82-567 (161 amino acids)
Biological process (GO): ribosome biogenesis
Cellular component (GO): nucleus
Molecular function (GO): RNA helicase activity; nucleic acid binding; ATP binding
Source: RefSeq, a predicted model, not a curated record